Molecule: messenger RNA, 3160 nt
Organism: Tribolium madens (black flour beetle)
Lineage: Eukaryota; Metazoa; Arthropoda; Insecta; Coleoptera; Tenebrionidae
Gene: stumps
Product: phosphoinositide 3-kinase adapter protein 1
Exons: 13
Coding region: 218-3028 (936 amino acids)
Cellular component (GO): cytosol
Molecular function (GO): fibroblast growth factor receptor binding; transmembrane receptor protein tyrosine kinase adaptor activity
Source: RefSeq, a predicted model, not a curated record
CUCCUGAAAACUCGCGUUGCUUCAGCAGGCUUCAGUCUCGUGUCGACUUAAGUCGGAGUAGUGCGCGAGCGUCAUGUGCUAAGCUUUUCAGUGAUUUACAAGCUUUAAAUAAAUGCGUUCCUAAAGUAGAUGCAAGCACAAAUGAAAUUUCCGCUCACGUCCUCGAUGGUCCAACUUGAGGUACCUGAAUAUUAGACGAUUGGAUUUAGCUGGAACAAUGGAUCUUGACAACCCUUCGUACUUCUCCGUGGCGGCAGAAGCGCCCAAAAGGGCCCAGAAGAUGGACGACAAGAGCAAGCGUUCCAUGCGCUCAUUUCUAAGAUCCGUGAGUUCCAACUCAGCCGACUCCAACCAGGAGCUCCUCAUCAUGGGCGAACCCAGACUCUCUGACAUCGACCCAGACAUAGCCUUCAAGCACCAGGCCUCCAGGUCGAACUCGCUGAGGACGAGGGAGCACCACGACGUCUUAUACAACCUUUUACCCACUUCGGAGGAAGCCGAACUCUCAGGCGAUGAGGUGUUUUUAAGCGAGGAAACGGCGACUUAUUACAACUGCUCUCCCAGUAAACGUCGCCACUCCAUUGGCACAUUUAUCUCCCGUGAAAGGAGUACGAGUGUGGCUUCUUCGUCACGAAGCUUCAAAGAUGACCUCCCCCAAGCCGUAGUUCACGCAACUUCCACCGGGGACUCCCCCAUUUUCGACGAUCAUGCACUAAGACACGCGUCUUAUCCCAGGAAGCGGUGUCCUCGUUGUACGAGAGCACCUAUCAAAAAGCCGGCAAACAUGGACGACAUCCUCAUAGUGUCUUUCAAAGGAAGCGAGGCUGCGAAUCUCUGGGCCGAGUAUUUCACCAACUAUUUUCAACAGUUGAGCAAAGCGAACAAAAAGCCCUUCAAAAUUCAGCAUAUGCUAGUAGAAGACUGCCUUUCCGACCCCAAGGAAGACCCAAAAAUCGUCGCCGAACGAGCAACAAAUGUUAAGCUACAACUAGUUAUACUUUGUCCAAAUUUUCUGGAAUUUGUGGCCGAAUAUCCGGACAAGUGCUCCGAAUUAGGGAAAUUGCUCCUCGCUGAUCGGACUCUAGCCCUACUUUUGGGGGUCUCCGAUAGUGACUUGACCGAAAUCCACAAGAAAACUUUCCCGACUUAUUUCCAAUGGCAAAGACUGGGCGUGGGUCAAGACCAAGACGAAAACUUCACCAAGGAGUUUCUGGGUCAUGCGAUGUCAAUCCUGUCUCGAAUUUGGAAACUGCAGACUUCGGUGACUCAAGAAAAGUCGUAUUUUUCCGUCUCUCCGAAGAAGAUCCGCCAAGGCCAGAACAGCGUUUUCAUCCUCCUGACCUACCCCUUGCAAAAAGAGGACAUUUUGAAGGUUUCCAUCGAACGCAAUAACGAAAUCUUCGAAGUGAAGACCGUAAAAAGACGCAAUCCCUACACCAUCAAAAUCUCCGUUCCAAAUAACCUGACCGAAGUCACAGCUAUCGUCAACAUUCUCGUUGAAAAAAAUGGCAGCAUCGUGGGCAGUCGUCCAAUCAAGUGCGAGAGCAGACUCAGAGAGCUUGAACAAAUUUUACGCCUCACUAAUAAUCCGAUCGAGUUUAUGUGUCAGACUUUGGGUUUCAACCCGUCCAGUCGCGAGCAACUGGAUAAUUGGCUUCUCCAGGCCUUCCAGAGGAAUCUUCCAGCGCAUUUCAAUCUCUUAGCCAAUCACGACACGCCAUUUGCCGCUUCCCUACCCGCCCAUAAGCACAGUCACGAGGAACACCCCACUCUGCUCCACUUCGCGGCAAAAUUCGGAUUUGAAAAACUCGCUUUGCAACUAUUAGACUGUCCAGGAGCUGACAUUGCUUUCGACAUCAAAAAUAUCCACGAUAUGACUCCGGCAGAAAUCGCAGAAACUAACGGCCAUCCUGAACUGGCAGCCACACUUCGUGGUUACAUGAACAUGAACGAAUUCACACACAUGUACUCAAAAUUGAAAGAAAUGAGUUUAAAUUCGGCCAAAAUCGACGAGGAUAGUUAUAUUACUCCAAAAGAGAUAGAAGAACUGUACAAAAUAUGCCCCGCCCCUAGACCCGUCUUUUUCAACGAUCAGUUAAACUCGCCGACCAGUGAGUGUGGCUAUAUGUCAAUGACUCCGCCCGUCAAAAUCGUCAUCGAGCACUCCGAAAUACCCGCCCCUAAACCGGCCAAAAGCCCCGCCCCUUCAAUCAAGACUGACACCCCUUCAUUCUCACCCAAUGAAAUCACUGAAGAUAAAGUCCAAAAGGAGCUGUUGGAAAUCAUCAAUGAUUUCAAAAACAACGUGCAUUCAAUUUCCCAAGUGGAAAAACUGGUCGAGGAGUGGAAAAAUCGCAACGAUGUGCAAAAAUCUUUCAAGGAGAAACAAGAACAGUUGAAGGAAAUGAGAUUAAAGUACGAGAAAAUUCAACAAGAGAUGAAAGCUGCGAUGAAAAAACCGACCCCCUUCGAAAGGGUGAAAAAAUUAUUUGCGAGGAGCAAAUCAAAGGAGGAGAAGUAUGAAAUUUCCUCGCCCAUGUUGGCAUCGCCCAGUAUCGUGGCUAUUCAGUCCCAGAGACCCAUCAGCAGUUUGAGUACGUCGAGUUCGGGGUCCUCGGGCCGGAUGAGCACCAUCAGUGGGUGCAGUUUGGGUGAUAGUGGGACCCAUUCCGAUAACGAGGAACGAAAAAAUAUGCUGGGGAGUCACAAUGAAGAAGAUUUCCGAAAUGUGUUCAAUAAAGCUGCCUUAGAGUUAAAUUAUUCGCCAGUUCCGGCCCCUAAACCGGUCAAAACCGGCAUUUUCUCCAAUCGGAAUCAACUAUUUGAAACCAUUGAGGAGAAGCCAAUCACAAGGCCGGACUCACUUCCGGUGGGGGAGGAGUAUUAUAUCCAGUUUCCGCGCUCGGGCUUGCCAGUGGCGGGAGUUGAGGAGAAAACUGGAGGUCAAGAAUACAUGAAUGUGGGGGCUGCCAAAGACGAAGAUGAGACUCACGAAUACAUGAAUUUCAAAGUAAUGACCAAGAGAUAGACUAAGAUUUGAUGUAAUUUUUUAUGUCAAUAAUUUUUAGUAACAUAAUAUUUAUGUGAAACUUUUUUCAAAUAUUUAUUUAUUCAUUUUUCUGUUAUAUUUUAUGCUCCACGAUUUGUAUGUUGUUAAAUU